This is a messenger RNA of Oncorhynchus masou masou (cherry salmon), 2236 nucleotides long. Its product is annotated as C-X-C chemokine receptor type 3-like. Gene Ontology annotation, cellular component: external side of plasma membrane; membrane. The record is from RefSeq and is a predicted model, not a curated record. NCBI's taxonomy places the organism in Eukaryota, Metazoa, Chordata, Actinopteri, Salmoniformes, Salmonidae. Gene Ontology annotation, biological process: positive regulation of cytosolic calcium ion concentration; inflammatory response; G protein-coupled receptor signaling pathway. Gene Ontology annotation, molecular function: C-C chemokine receptor activity; C-X-C chemokine receptor activity; C-C chemokine binding. Bases 340 to 1476 code for a protein of 378 amino acids. The transcript has 3 exons.
UGCAAGCCAACAGCGUUUUUUUCAAUUUAAAUUCUCAUCUCUCUUCUUUUUGUUAUGGCGUUCAACAAUGUGUUUUAAUUAAUAACACAUUCGUUACAAACAACAGGAAAACAAGGCAUAUGGAAUAUAAUGAAUACAAAUGAAUGCUCAUUCAAAGAUAAAUCUGAUACAAAUCAGUGAUCAACAUUGGGCCUGUAGAAGUAUUACAUAUUUCCUCUCUCUUGGUUCCUCCCCAUUUACUGAACAUAGCAGUUCUGUUUGACAUCAUGCUCACAACAGCGCCAGCCCAUCAUCUCUGUGGAAACUGAUUGACAGACUGCAUCAAUACCAUUCAAAGGCAUGGAUUCUCUCGUGGCCAAUGGUGAGAAAUUUACAAUUAACAUAUCUGUGAGUGACCUCGAUUAUUUUUAUGACAAGGAGUAUAGUAACUACACCGAUACCAGUGACACGUGCUGUUCAACUGGGGAGGUGUGCAGCUUGGAGGAGGGUAUGAGUUUUGAUGCUGUGUUCCUGCCCGUGUUCUACUCCCUGACACUGGUUCUGGGGCUGCUGGGUAACGGGUUGGUCCUGUUGGUUCUGGUCCAGAGGAGGCGUGGCUGGAGCGUGACGGACACCUUCAUCCUGCACCUCUGUGUGGCUGACAUCCUGCUACUCCUCACUCUGCCCCUCUGGGCUGCUCAGGCAGCUGAGGAAUGGAGCUUCGGGACCCCCCUCUGCAAGAUGACUGGAGCCAUAUUCACAAUCAACUUUUACUGUGGCAUCUUCCUGCUGGCCUGCAUCAGUCUGGACCGCUACCUGUCCGUGGUCCACGCAGUCCAGAUGUACUCUCGCAGGAAGCCCUGGAUGGUGCAGGCCAGCUGCCUGUCCGUGUGGCUCCUCUCCAUCCUCCUCUCCAUCCCCGACUGGCACUUCCUGGAGUCUGUGAGGGACACCAGACGAGACAAACAGGAGUGUGUCCACAACUACCCGUCUCUCUCCCAGUCUGGGUUUGACUGGCGCCUGGCCUCCCGCCUGCUCUACCAUACAGUGGGCUUCCUCCUCCCAUCUGCCGUGCUGCUCUUCUGCUACACCUGCAUCCUGCUGCAACUGCAGCGCGGCUCCCAGGGCCUCCAGAAGCAGAGGGCCGUCCGGGUCAUCCUGGCCCUGGUGCUGGUCUUCUUCCUCUGCUGGACUCCCUACAACAUCACCUUAAUGGUGGACACCCUCUACUCCAACAACACCCUGGUGGUCAACUGCGAGAGCCAUAAAGCCCUGGACAUCUCCCUGACGGCCACCUCCUCUCUGGGCUACCUGCACUGCAGCCUCAACCCUGUGCUCUACUCCUUCGUGGGGGUGAAGUUCCGGCGCCACCUGCUGGACAUGCUGAGUUCCCUGGGCUGCAAGCUGAAGAGUGGAGUCAGGCUGCAGACUGCCAGCCGGAGGAGCUCCAUGUGGUCUGAGUCUGGAGACACCUCCCACACCUCUGCCAUCUAUUAAGGACUUAUCUCUCUAUCCCAAGGUCUCCCAAACUAUGUCCUAAGGACCCCAAAUGGUGCAUGUUUUGUUUUUUACCCUAGCACUACACAUCUGAUACAAAUAAUCAGCUAAUCGUCAAGCUAUGGUAAUGUGAAUCAGCUGUGUAGCGUUAAGGCAAAAACCAAAACGUGCACGCCUUGGUAUCCCGAGGACCGAGUUAGGAAACACUGCUCUAUCCUGUUGCUCUUGAGUUGUCGUUGACUCAAUAAGUGGAUUAUCAAUGUGACCUUUAGCCUACUCCAACUUCCCCUCCAGCAGAUUUGGGCUGGAGGAAAGGUUGUUAGAUCCGCCGUGUUUCACCAUCAUCUUUUCCCAAUAGAGCACACUCAGAAAACAAAUUAUUUUGAAGAAUUAUUGCCUAUUAAAGAAACUCUUUGUAAAUAAUGGGGCCUAUAAUGAAGUUACACAUAAGUAAAUCAGUUGUACAUACUAAAAAAAUAUAAAGUGAUUACAAAAUUAUACACAUUUUUUUAGAGUAUGAACAAUAUCUUAUGAGUUUUAAGCUUGUCAUUUAUCAUUAAAUUUACCUGCUUUAUGUUUUGUUAUUAAAUGAUAACUGGCAUAUGUGCUCUGUUAUAGUUAAUGCAUUUGUUAUUACUGACACAUGCAAUGAUUUGAUGUAUAUUUUUUCACAACAAAAAUGCACAGUAUCCUAUGACAGGUUACAAUUUCAAGGAACCAUAGUGAAAUACUGAAUAAAGUUUAAUUCUUUAUACUAUCA